This is a messenger RNA of Neohortaea acidophila, 600 nucleotides long. Its product is annotated as AhpD-like protein. The coding region runs from base 1 to 600 and encodes 199 amino acids. NCBI's taxonomy places the organism in Eukaryota, Fungi, Ascomycota, Dothideomycetes, Mycosphaerellales, Teratosphaeriaceae. The transcript has a single exon. The record is from RefSeq and is a predicted model, not a curated record.
AUGGCAGAUCGCUUUCCAGCCCAACCUCGCUCCGAACUGGACGCUUCAACCCAACCAUUCUACGAUCGCUUCUCCGAAACGGCCGAUGCAAUGUUUGAAGAAGGCAAAAAGCCCAUGUUCAUCACCAAACGCCCCUCGGAUGGUGCUCUAGUCGGCCCCUUUCCAUUCUUCCUGGAGCAGCCCGAGUCGGGCGACGCCAUCUUCAACUUGUACGGCAAAAUCGCGCAGAUCCCCGGCUUACCACCCGACGCCCGGGAAGUGAUCAUUCUCGCGGUCGGAGCCAAGUUCAAGUCGGCGUACGAGCUGUACGCGCAUGUGAACGUUGCUGUCAAGAAGACUGGGAUUCCACAGCACGUUGCGGAUGCCAUUGCGAGAGGAGAGAGGCCGGAUGACCUCAAGGAGGACUUGCGUGUUGCCUAUGAUGCUGCAAGCUACCUGGCUGGAACCCCUGGUGCGUUGCCGCAGGAGCUCUGGGACCAGUGUAUCAAGACUUUUGGCAAAGAUGGCACGAUCAAGCUUGUGCAUUAUGCGGGCUCGUAUGCCUACACCUGCAUUGUACUGAAUGCGAUCGAUGCGAGCGUGCCGAAAGAGAGCGAUUAG